Messenger RNA from Camellia sinensis, 3381 nucleotides. It is a transcript of the gene PANK2, whose product is annotated as pantothenate kinase 2. Gene Ontology annotation, biological process: coenzyme A biosynthetic process. Gene Ontology annotation, molecular function: ATP binding; pantothenate kinase activity. Gene Ontology annotation, cellular component: nucleus; cytosol. Lineage: Eukaryota; Viridiplantae; Streptophyta; Magnoliopsida; Ericales; Theaceae. The record is from RefSeq and is a predicted model, not a curated record.
CAACACUCUCUCUCACCUAAGCUUCUCUCACUCGUUACCCAUUUCUGUACUCGCAUCUUCUCUCUCCUCCCCUCAACGUAACUACACGCACACCCUCUGCGACUCUCUCUCUCUAAUUCUCACUCACUCACUCACCACCAUAUAUAGAAAUCAACAACAGUACAAACUCCAAAGCACAAAAUCGUCGUCAUCUCCUCAUGGGUGUUCCCUCAAAACCCGCCUCAGUGUCCAUCAAUUCUCACCAACCGAACCCAGUUCGUUCCAAUUGCGUUUCCAAGGACAAUUUGGACUUUUGACUUGACACAAAUAAUUUUGGGUGGGGGGUAGGCUGCUGAGGGAGAGGGUUUUGUGAGUAAUGGCGGGUCUAACAGCGGACCACCAACCAAUUGAAAUUGAGGAUAUAAAUGAAGAAACCAAUAACAAGUUCAAGAAGGAUAUUGUAGACAGAGAAAGUGGAGGAGAGAGAGAGAUGGCACCGCCUGCCGGAAGUUCUUCGAUCCACCGGACGAGUUCUCGGCCACUUUUGGACCUUAGCAAGGCUGCCAUUCAAGGCAACUUUGAGGAGAAAGACCCAACAAUUCUUUUGCCUAAUCAAUCUGAUGAUUUAUCUCAUUUGGCCUUGGACAUUGGAGGAUCUCUUAUCAAGUUGGUAUAUUUUUCAAGACAUGAGGACCGAUCAGUCAAUGACAGGAGAAAGAAGUCUCUCAAGGAAAAAUUUGGCGUUUCUAAUAGUAAUAGGAGGAGCUACCCUAUUCUUGGAGGAAGGCUGCAUUUUGUAAAGUUUGAGACAGCCAAGAUUAACGAGUGCUUAGAUUUUAUCUCUUCAAAGCAGCUUCACCGUGGUGGGAUGGAUGCUAGCCAUUGGAAUUCUGAUGACCCAAACAAUGACAAUGCAGUAAUUAAGGCUACAGGUGGUGGGGCAUAUAAAUUUGCGGAUCUCUUUAAAGAAAGGCUUGGGGUUAGUAUAGACAAGGAAGACGAAAUGAAUUGUCUCGUGGCUGGUGCAAAUUUCUUGCUCAAGGCAAUUCGUCAUGAAGCUUUCACGCACAAGGAGGGUCAAAAAGAGUUCGUACAGAUUGACCAGAAUGAAUUAUUUCCAUACCUUCUUGUUAAUAUUGGAUCUGGUGUUAGCAUGAUCAAGGUCGAUGGGGACGGAAAGUUUCAGCGGGUUAGCGGGACCAAUGUUGGAGGUGGUACAUAUUGGGGUUUGGGAAAGCUGUUAACAAAAUGCAAGAGUUUUGAUGAAUUGCUGGAGCUGAGUCAGCGAGGAGAUAACAGAACCAUAGACAUGCUUGUUGGUGACAUCUAUGGUGGUAUGGAUUACUCGAAGAUCGGCCUCUCUGCAUCAACAAUCGCUUCUAGUUUUGGCAAAGCAAUUUCUGAAAACAAGGAUCUUCAGGACUACAGACCUGAAGAUAUUUCUCUAUCCCUCCUGCGAAUGAUUUCAUACAAUAUUGGACAGAUAUCUUACUUAAAUGCACUGCGGUUUGGGCUUAAGCGGAUAUUUUUUGGAGGAUUCUUUAUAAGGGGUCAUGCUUAUACAAUGGACACAAUCUCUUUUGCAGUUCAAUUCUGGUCGAAGGGAGAUGCGCAAGCGAUGUUUUUAAGGCAUGAAGGGUUUUUGGGUGCUUUAGGUGCAUUCAUGAGUUAUGAAAAGCAUGGUUUGGAUGACUUGAUGGUCCAUCAGUUGGUAGAAAGGUUCCCAAUGGGUGCACCAUAUAUUGGAGGAAAGAUUCAUGGUCCUCCACUAGGGGAUUUGAACGAAAAGAUAUCAUGGAUGGAAAAGUUUGUUCAGAAGGGAACUGAGAUUACUGCUCCUGUUCCAAUGGCUCCACCCGGAACCACUGGCCUUGGUGGCUUCGAAGUUCCAUCAUCCAGGGGAAAUACCUUGCGUUCUGAUGCAAGUAAUCUAAAUGUUGGUGUUCUCCAUCUUGUACCCACUUUGGAGGUGUUUCCAUUGUUGGCAGAUCCAAAAACGUAUGAGCCCAACACUAUAGAUCUUUCUGAUCACAGUGAGCUAGAGUAUUGGUUCACUGUGCUGUCAGAGCAUUUGCCAGACCUUGUUGAUAAGGCAGUAGCAAGUGAAGGUGGAACCGACGAUGCUAAAAGGCGGGGUGAUGCUUUUGCUCGUGCAUUUUCUGCUCACUUGGCAAGGUUGAUGGAGGAUCCUGCUGCAUAUGGAAAGUUGGGGCUGGCCAACCUUUUGGAACUAAGGGAAGAGUGCUUGAGGGAGUUCUAUUUUGCUGAUGCCUAUAGAAGCAUAAAACAAAGGGAAAAUGAGGCAUCACUUGCUGUUCUGCCUGACCUGCUAAUGGAGAUUGAUAGCAUGAAUGAGGAAACAAGACUGCUUACCCUAAUUGAAGGUGUUCUUGCUGCAAACAUUUUUGAUUGGGGAUCCCGUGCCUGUGUUGAUCUCUAUCAUAAAGGAACAAUUAUUGAAAUAUAUAGAAUGAGUCGCAAAAAGAUGCAAAGACCAUGGCGAGUGGAUGAUUUUGAUCUUUUUAAGGAGAGAAUGUUAGGGUCUGGAGACAAGAAAUCUCCACCACAUAAAAGAGCACUACUCUUUGUGGACAACUCAGGUGCUGAUGUGAUCCUGGGAAUGCUUCCACUAGCACGGGAACUCCUCCGACGGGGAACUGAAGUUGUUCUGGUUGCAAACUCACUCCCUGCACUAAAUGAUGUUACUGCUAUGGAGCUUCCUGAUAUUGUGGCUGAGGCUGCCAAGCAUUGCGACAUUCUUCGCAGGGCUGCUGAGGCAGGAGGCCUACUAGUGGAUGCAAUGAUUAACAUCCAGGAUGCUUCCAAGGAAAAUUCCGUGUCAGCAGUUCCUUUGAUGGUUGUUGAGAAUGGUUGCGGAAGUCCCUGCAUAGACUUGAGGCAGGUUAGCUCAGAGCUAGCUGCUGCUGCGAAAGACGCUGAUUUGAUCAUAUUGGAAGGGAUGGGUCGAGCUCUGCAUACCAACUUCAAUGCUCGGUUUAAAUGUGAUGCUUUGAAGCUUGCAAUGGUGAAGAAUCAGCGGUUGGCGGAAAAGUUGAUUAAAGGAAAUAUAUACGAAUGUGUCUGCAGAUAUGAACCUGCCAGAGAUCAAAACUCUUGUCAUCAAGUUUCUGUUAGUCAACCUUGAUGAAAUCAUUUGUCUUUGACGGUUAAAUCUUUGGAUUAACAUAUUGUUUUCUACAUCUUUUUGUUUUUGUUUUUAGUUAUUUAGUUACUUCACUGGCCUCGUGCUUUACCUGAUUUCCGAAACAUGCAAAUUUUAGUACUUUUUUGCUUACUGGAAUGUGUAAUUUAGUGAAACAACACACUGUACUUUAUGGUGCCUCUAUUUUCAAGAUUUAGAAUAAUGUUUUCAAAAACAGUAUCAGAAAGGUUUCAAAAUAA